Papilio xuthus (Asian swallowtail) is the source of this 1347-nucleotide messenger RNA. It is a transcript of the gene Arr2, whose product is annotated as arrestin 2. The transcript has 6 exons. Bases 80 to 1303 code for a protein of 407 amino acids. The record is from RefSeq and is a predicted model, not a curated record. Lineage: Eukaryota; Metazoa; Arthropoda; Insecta; Lepidoptera; Papilionidae. Gene Ontology annotation, molecular function: G protein-coupled receptor binding. Gene Ontology annotation, biological process: signal transduction; G protein-coupled receptor internalization. Gene Ontology annotation, cellular component: cytoplasm.
GAACCAUCACUUCAAUUGAAGAAAUCAAACGUCCAACCAUAUUUUAGUUGUCCCAUUCCAGUGAAAUAAAACAAGCAAAAUGCUUGAUCUCCUAUCUUUAGUCCUCGUGGUCGCGGUUAAGGUUUUUAAGAAAACAACUCCAAAUGGAAAAGUUACGGUCUACCUUGGCAAGCGCGACUUCAUUGAUCAUGUGGAUUACUGCGAUCCGAUCGAUGGAGUUGUGGUUGUCGACACGGAAUAUCUGAAAGGAAGGAAAGUUUACAGCCAGCUCGUCACUACCUACCGAUUCGGUAGGGAGGAAGAUGAAGUCAUGGGAGUGAAGUUUUCCAAGGAGAUGGUGAUUGGCCAGGAACAAGUUGUACCCAUGAUCAACUCAAAAAUGGAAUUAACACCCGUUCAAGAGAAACUGCUGAAGAAACUUGGACCUAAUGCCUUCCCAUUCACCUUCAGCUUCCCCGAGAUGUCACCAAGCUCUGUAACACUGCAACCAUCCGAGGAAGAUCAGGGCAAGCCUAUGGGCGUUGAAUACUGUGUUCGUACCUACGUUGCUGAAAGCGAGGACCAGAAGAGCCACAAGAGGAGCUCUGUUACUCUUGCCAUCAAGAAGCUGCAACAUGCUCCUGCCUCUCGUGGACGCCGCCUUCCUAGCUCCCUCGUCAGCAAGGGCUUCACAUUCAGCAACGGAAAGAUCAGCCUUGAGGUCACUUUGGACAAGGAAAUCUACUACCAUGGAGAGAAGAUCGCCGCCAACCUGAUCGUCUCUAACAACUCCCGCAAAUCCGUCCGCAACAUCCGAUGCAUGGUUGUGCAGCAUGUCGAAAUUACCAUGAUCAACUCGCAGUUCAGCCGCCACGUUGCCUCCCUUGAGAGCCGAGAGGGAUGCCCCGUUACACCUGGAGCCAGCUUGUCCAAGACUUUCUACCUCGUUCCUUUGGCUCGCAGCAACAAGGACGUCCGCGGAGUCGCUCUGGACGGACACCUGAAGGAAGAUGAUGUCAACUUAGCCAGCUCGACCCUUGUCUGCGAAGGCAAAUGCCCUGCUGAUGCUAUUGGUAUCGUUGUCUCGUACUCCGUCCGCGUCAAGCUGAACUGUGGAACUCUUGGUGGUGAACUUGUCACUGAUGUGCCAUUCAAGCUUCUGCACCCAGCUGAAGGCACUGUUGAACGCCAGCGUUUCAACGCCAUGAAGAAGAUGCAAUCCAUCGAGCGACACCGCUAUGAGAACUCGCUCUACACCAACGAGGAAGAAGAUAACAUUGUCUUCGAGGACUUCGCCCGCCUCAGGAUGAACGAGCCAGAAUAAACAAAAAACCAUAAAACACAAAAAAAAAACGAAAAAAAAACUCA